AUGUAUAGCAUUGGUGAAGCUGAUGAGAAUCCUAUUUAUCCUGUUGUUGGGAAAUCUGUGAUCAUCAGCAUACCUGUUGAAGCUGGUGAUUCAAAAGAUAAAGUGUUGGUGUUUUUCAAGCUGCGGCCCGAAGUCAUUACAGAAGAUAAUCUUCAUAGUAAUAUUUUUGUAUCAUCUAUGUUAGAUUCACCUAUUACUACCCUUUAUCAAGCAGUACGGCAGGUAUUUGCACCAGUAUUACUAAAGGAUGAGAAAUGGAGUAAGGAAUUUGAUCCCAAACUCCAAAAACUUCUUAGCGAGCUGGAGGCUGGUUUGGGCACUGUUCUCAGAAGAUCAGAUCCUCGUUAUCAGGGAACAAAAUUCAGUGAAGAUGAUGUAAGAGCAAUACUUACACCAAGUGAUGAAUUUCAGUUCUGGAUUGAGCGUGCUCAUCGUGGAAGUAAACUGUGUAGCAAAGAGAGAGCUUCUCAUUUUAGAGACCUGUUUGAAACAAUUGCAAAAGAUUAUUACAACUUGGAUAGUCUCUCUCUAUAUGAAGCUGUCGAUUUAGUGGAGACUACCCGGGAUACUGUUGAUGAUGUAUGGAGACAAACAGAAUAUGACCCUUAUCCACAGCCCCGAAUGCAAAACCUUUUGGAUGUCAUAGGUGGCUCUCUUGGUAGGUUUGUUCAGAAAAAAUUGGGAACUGUACAUCUGUGGGAGGAUGCUUUUAAUGUUGUUAAAGAAAAUCUGAAAACUGGCAUCAUGAUUUGUGAACAGUGGGUAGCAGCCUGUCACCAUUUAACUGGACAACUGUGGCAACAUUAUGCUCCACAUCCAUGGAAAAAUGAGAAGUUUUCUCCAGAAGCAUUAGAUAAACUCCAGAAACGUCUUGAUGAGGUACUAACUAUUCGAACACUUUAUGAAAAACUGACACAUUUUUUACCAACUGGGGAACAAAAAGCAUUAUUGCACCUUGCCCAGGUUUUUGAGCCCUUUGCUGGUCUCAAUCCUGUACACUAUAACCCCUACACAGAGCCUUUAUGGAAAGCUGCCGUGUCUCAGUAUGAAAGAAUUAUUGCACCAGCAGAACAAAAAAUAGCAAGCAAAUUGAAAGCAUUUAUUUCAGAUAUUCAAGACAGCCCACAACAGCUUCUUCAAGCAUUUCAGAAGUAUAAGGAGUUAGUGAAACGCCCAAGCAUUAGCAAAGAAUUACUUUUUGAAAGGGAAACAUUGCUAGCAAGACUUCAAGACUCUAUCAAAGAUUUUUGCACAGACUUUGAAGCUCGAUGCCAUGGUGUUCCUGGUGACAUUUCUGGGCCACUUUCAGGCAAAAAUCUCUCUGAAGUUGUCAAUAACAUUGUUUGGGUCCGGCAGUUAGAACUAAAGGUGAAUGAUGCUAUCAGGAUCUCAGAAGCUCUUCUGUCUGACUUGUCUGGAUUUCGAUCUUUUCGAAGAAAUGCAGAUAAUCUUUUAGAACAGCUUAAAUUAUAUGAACAAGAUCAAUUUGACGAUUGGUCCAGGGACAUUCAGACAACAUUGUCAGAUCCCAGGUCGGGACUGUGCAUACAAGCUAGCAGUCCUGUUAUGGAACUGGAUCAUUCUGAUGGAUCACUAAAAAUACAUUAUUCUGAUCGUUUAGUGACUCUCCUAAGAGAAGUUCGUCAGCUGGCAGCACUUGGUUUUGUUAUUCCUGCUAAAAUACAGCAAGUUGCAAACACUGCACAAAAAUUCUGCAAACAAGCAGUUAUCCUUAAGCAGGUGGCACAUUUUUACAAUUCUAUUGAUCAACAAAUGAUUCAGAGUCAGAAGCCAAUGAUGUUACAGUCUGCUUUAGCAUUUGAACAGAUAAUUAAGCAUUCAAAAGUUGGUUCUGGGGAAAAGACUCAGAUAACUUGGGAUAAUCCCAAAGAAUUAGAAGCAUAUAUCCAAAAACUCCAAACUGCUGCUGAACGGCUUUCCACUGAAAACAGAAAACUAAGGAAGUGGCACACUAGCUUUAUUGAAAAAGUUAUUGCUCUGAUGAAUAUCGAUCUACUUCGGCAUCAGCAGCAUUGGAAGGAUGGACUACAGGAACUCAGAAGUGGGUUCACCAGUGCUGAGAUGCAGGGUGUUCGUUCAUGUGACAUGAAAGCAUGGAGACAACACUGGAAUCAUCAACUCUACAAAGCCCUGGAGCAUCAAUAUCAAAUGGGUUUAGAGGCACUCAAUGAGAAUCUAACAGAAAUCAAUAUUGAUUUAACUUUCAAACAAGGAAGAUUGCAAUUCAGACCUCCUUUUGAAGAAGUACGAGCUAGAUACUACAGAGAAAUGAAGAGAUUCAUCUCCAUUCCAAACCAGUUUAGGGGAGUGAGUGAAACAGAAGAAGAAUCUAUCUUUGCUGUUAUGACUGAGAGGAAUGCAAGUGGAUUUCUGACCACUUUCAGUAAAGCAGAGGAUUUGUUCAGAAGAUUGGGAGAAGUUUCAAAUCAAUUUAAGGAAUGGGUUGUAUUUGGACAAGUAGAUAUGGAAAUUCUGGUGGAAAAGCAUCUUUCUAGUGAACAGGACUGGGAAAAAAACUUUAAAGCAUUAAAAGUAAGAGGCAAAGAAGCAGAACGCCUUCCAAGCACCAUCAAGAUAGACUGCUUAAUUGUUAAUUGUAACCCUGUGAAGACAGCGAUUGAUGAUUUUAUCCAGAAGUUGUAUGAUGUUCUUGUCCUUUCUUUGAGAAAGUCCAUACAAGCUCAUCUACAUGAUGUUUCGUCAUUUCUAACUGAUGCAAUGGAAGCAUUGAUAGUUAGGCCCCAUAGUGUAGAGGAGCUAGCAGAAGAUAAUUUAAAGUAUAAACAAUUGCAAGAAAAAAAGGAAGAGAUUUUUCUCAGGUUUCAAGAAGCUGAAGGUAAAAACAAGCUUUUGCGGACAGUGGCUGGUGGGGGUUUAGAUACAAUGAGCAACCUGAGAGCUACAUGGGAUAAGUUUGAAUUAAUGAUGGAAAGUCACCAACUCAUGAUUAAAGACCAGAUUGAAGUGAUGAAAGGAGAUGUGAUGGCCCAUGUUAAUGUAUAUCUUCAAGAACUGGAAAAGUUUAAAGCUCGUUGGGAUCAGUUAAAACCUAGUGAUGAUGUCAUUGAAACAGGCCAUCGGGAUAUGCUUGAGAAAAGUGCUCAGAUAAUAAAAGAAAAAAAAACUGAAUUUGAUGAACUUGAAGUCACAAAGAACAAAUUGAUUGAGGAUUGCCAUCAUUUUGAAAUAGAAGAGCCGGAUUUCUCCUUGGCAAAAACUGUAUGCAAGGAUAUUGAAAGCUGCGCAGAAGUAUGGACACUUUAUGAAGAGUUUCAUCAAGGUUUUCAGGAAAAAGCCAAGGAAGACUGGAUUACUUUUAGGAGUAAAACUUAUUUGUUUGAAGAAUUUUUGUUUAACUGGCACAACAAGCUGAGGAAGAUGGAAGAACACACUAUCAUGACUGUGAAGUUGCAAAAAGAAGUGGACAAAUACAAAAUGACACUUCCUGUCCUGAAAUAUGUUAGAGGAGAACACCUUUCUCCAGAUCACUGGCUGGAUCUCUUUCGUCUUCUUGGUCUUCCUAGAGGCACUAGCCUAGAGAAUUUGUUAUUUGGAGAUCUGCUCAAAGUAGCAGAUGUAAUUGUAGAAAAAGCAGCAGAGCUUAAGGAUUUAAACAGUCGAGCACAAGGUGAAGUCACAAUCAGAGAAGCAUUACGUGAGCUGGAACUCUGGGGAGUUGGAGCUGUCUUUUCAUUAACAGACUAUGAAGACAGUCAGGGUAGAACUGUCGUGCUGAUUAAAGACUGGAAAGACAUAGUCAACCAAGUUGGAGAUAAUCGCUGUCUUCUUCAGUCCCUCAAAGACUCUCCUUAUUACAAAGGCUUUGAGGAUAAAGUGUCUAUUUGGGAAAAAAAACUUGCUGAAUUGGAUGAGUACCUGCAGAAUUUAAACCAGAUUCAAAGGAAGUGGGUGUAUUUGGAACCCAUAUUUGGUCGUGGAGCUCUGCCCAAAGAACAAGCACGCUUUAACAGAGUUGAUGAAGACUUUAGAUCAAUUAUGUUAGAUAUCAAGAGAGACAAUAGGAUAACAUCACUCAAUGCUCGGGCAGGAAUAAGGAAUACUUUGAUGACCAUACUUGAUCAGCUUCAGAGAUGUCAAAAAUCCUUGAAUGAAUUUCUGGAGGAAAAGCGUUCAGCAUUCCCUAGGUUCUAUUUUAUUGGAGAUGAUGAUUUAUUAGAAAUCUUGGGACAAUCUACUAAUCCUUUGGUUAUUCAGUCUCACCUUAAGAAACUUUUUGCUGGCAUCAACAGUGUGAACUUUGAUGAAGAAUUUAAACACAUCAUUGCAAUGAAAUCUUUAGAGGGAGAAAUAGUGCCCCUUAAAAAUAAAAUUCUUCUGUCAAAUGAUGUUGAGGUUUGGCUAAACAAUUUGGCUUUGGAGAUGAAGUAAAAGUUGAAGCAAUUAUUGUUUGACUGUAUUCUUUCCUUGGCAGAACAAAUUCAGUUCACUGAAGAUGUUGAAAAUGCCAUUAAAGAGCACAAUCUACAGCAGAUAGAGUUAGAACUCAUGGCUAAACUGGAGCAUUAUACCAGUAUAGAUACAAGUAUGGAAGACCCAGGAAGUGGAGAAUCUGGAAUCCUUGAACUAAAGCUUAAAGCUCUGAUUCUUGAUAUUAUUCAUAACCUUGAUGUGGUGAAGCAGCUAAAUGAAGUUCAGGUUCAUAGUGUUGAUGACUGGGCUUGGAAAAAGCAACUCAGAUUCUAUAUGAAAGACAAGAAAUGCUAUGUUCAAAUGGUGGAUGCUGAACUGCAGUACACAUAUGAAUAUCAGGGAAAUUCUCCAAAACUUGUUUAUACACCUCUGACAGAUAAGUGCUAUUUAACUCUUACCCAAGCUAUGAAGAUAGGCCUUGGAGGAAAUCCCUAUGGCCCAGCUGGAACUGGAAAAACAGAAUCAGUAAAGGCCUUGGGAGGACUUCUUGGAAGACAAGUUUUAAUCUUUAAUUGUGAUGAGGGCAUUGAUGUGAAGUCGAUGGGCCGUAUAUUUGUUGGUUUGGUGAAGUGUGGUGCUUGGGGAUGUUUUGAUGAGUUCAAUAGAUUGGAGGAGGCAGUAUUGUCUGCAGUAUCCAUGCAGAUUCAGACAAUUCAGCAUGCACUGAAAAAACAUAGUCCUGUGUGUGAACUGCUUGGCAAAGAGGUUGAAAUGGAUCAUAAUUCUGGAAUUUUUAUCACUAUGAAUCCUGCUGGAAAAGGUUAUGGAGGAAGACAGAAACUACCAGAUAACCUCAAACAACUUUUUAGGCCUGUUGCUAUGACUCGUCCAGACAAUGAACUCAUUGCAGAAGUAAUUCUGUAUUCGGAAGGUUUUAAAGAUGCUAAAACACUUGGCAGAAAAUUAGUGGCUAUUUUUAAUUUAGCCAGGGAACUUCUAACACCCCAACAGCACUAUGAUUGGGGUUUAAGAGCACUGAAGACUGCUUUGAGGGGAUGUGGUAAUCUCCUUCAUCACCUGAAGAGGAAUGGGAUAAAGGAAAUAAUUAAUGAAAGCCAUAUUGUGGUCCAGGCUUUGCGGCUCAAUACCAUGUCGAAGCUUACAUUUGCAGACUGUGCACGGUUUGAUGCAUUAGUUAAAGAUGUCUUCCCUGGCAUUGACUUUAAGGAUGUGGAAUAUGCUGAACUGGCCACAGGUUUGCAACAAGUCUUUAAAGAAGCCAAUAUGGAAAUCAUAAACACCCAGAUCAAGAAGGCCUUGGAAUUAUAUGAACAGCUGCGUCAGAGAAUGGGGGUGGUUAUUGUAGGUCCAAGUGGUGCAGGCAAAUCAACUCUUUGGAGAAUGUUAAGGUCAGCACUUGGUAAAAUUGGCAAAGUUGUGAAACAGUAUACCAUGAAUCCCAAAGCCAUGCCUCGGCAUCAGUUACUAGGCCACAUUGACAUGGAUACCAGGGAGUGGUCUGAUGGUGUGCUUACAAACAGUGCUCGACAAGUGGUACGAGAACCACAAGAUAUUAAUUCAUGGAUAAUCUGUGAUGGUGACAUUGACCCUGAGUGGAUUGAGUCUUUGAAUUCUGUUCUGGAUGACAAUCGAUUAUUGACUAUGCCCAGUGGAGAAAGAAUUCAAUUUGGUCCAAAUGUUAAUUUUAUAUUUGAAACUCAUGAUCUGAGCUGUGCCUCUCCUGCCACAAUAUCUCGAAUGGGAAUGAUCUUUCUUAGCGAUGAAGAUACAGAUCUUCAUUCUCUCUUGAAGUCUUGGUUAAGAAACCAGCCUGAAGAAUGCAGACAUAAUCUUGAAAACUGGAUCGGGGACUAUUUUGAAAAGGCUUUAAACUGGGUUCUAAAACAGAAUGACUAUGUGGUAGAAACCAGUCUAGUUGGAACGGUGAUGAAUGGGUUGUCUCAUCUCCAUGGAUGCACUGAUCGUGGACAAUUUAUAAUUAGCUUGAUGAGGGGCCUUGGUGGAAAUCUCAACAUGAAAUCACGGCAGGAAUUUACAAAAGAGAUUUUUAAUUGGGCACGAGAAUCUCCUCCAGAUCCCAGGAAACCACUAGACACAUAUUAUGACCCUGACACUGGACACUUAAUGACAUAUCAGCUGAAAAAACCUGAAAAUUUGAUUGCUGAUGACUUCAGUAAUCUCCAAACGCUUCCUGUUAUUCAAACCCCUGACAUGCAGAGAAGUUUAGAUUACUUUAGACCCUGGCUAAACUUUGACAAUAAGCAGCCAUUUCUUCUUGUUGGUCCUGAAGGUUGCGGAAAGGGAAUGCUACUUCGUUAUGCCUUUUCUCAACUCCGGUCCACCCAGAUUGCUACGGUUCACUGCAGUGCACAAACUACCUCUCAACAUCUCCUGCAGAAACUAAGUCAGACUUGCAUGGUAAUCAGUACAAAUACCGGUCGUGUAUACAGACCAAAAGACUGUGAAAGGCUGGUUUUGUACCUAAAGGAUAUCAACCUGCCCAAGCCUGAUAAAUGGGGAACUAGUACUCUUGUAUCUUUCCUGCAACAGGUUUUGACAUACCAGGGAUUUUAUGAUGAAAAUCUUGAAUGGGUUGGUUUAGAAAACAUCCAGAUUGUGGCUUCCAUGUCUGCUGGGGGAACAUUAGGAAGGCAUAAACUUACAUCCAGAUUUACAUCUAUUGUUCGUCUUUGUGCAAUUGACUAUCCGGAGAGAGACCAACUGCAAACAAUCUAUAGCGGAUAUUUAGAACCUGUGCUACACAAAAAUCUAAAAAAUCACUCCAUUUGGGGUUCCUUACCAAAAAUACAUCAGCUAGCAGGGUCUAUGGUUCAAGUAUAUGAACAGGUCCGAGCAAAAUUUACAGUUGAUGAUCACAGUCAUUACCUUUUCACACCAUGCAUUCUCACUCAGUGGGUUCUUGGUUUAUUCAGAUAUGAUUUAGCAGGAGGGUCAUCAACGUAUACAAUAGAUUAUGUAUUGGAAAUAGUUGCUUAUGAAGCCUGUCGCCUCUUCUGUGACAAAAUUGUUGGUGCAAAAGAACUCCAUGUGUUUGAUAAUAUUUUGAUGAAAGUAUUUCAAGGAGAUUGGGGCUCAGAUAUCCUGCACAAUAUGACAGAUAUCUUCUAUGUAACUUGGGGAGCUAGCUCUGAGGCAUUCAUAGCACCAGGGACAACAUUACCUCCACAUGGAAGGCCACUUGGCAGACUAAACUCAGCAGACCUAAAAAAUGUUAUAAAAAAGGGAAUCAUUCAUUAUGGACGAGAUAACAAGGAGAUAGAGAUUUUACUUUUCUCAGAAGUCCUUGAAUAUAUGUCUAGGAUUGACAGAGUACUGAGCUUUCCUGGAGGAUCACUUCUUUUAGCAGGACGAAGCGGUGUGGGUCGUCGGACUGCUACCUCAUUAGUCAGUCACAUGCAUGGAGCGGUUCUGAUUACUCCAAAGAUUUCCAGAGGUUAUGAAGUGAAACAACUUAAAAAUGAUCUUAAACAUGUGAUGGAGCUCGCUGGCAUUGAGGCACAGCAGGUAGUAUUGCUGUUGGAGGACUAUCAAUUUGUCCAUUCCACAUUCCUUGAGAUGAUCAACAGUCUGUUAUCUUCAGGCGAGAUUCCUGGAUUGUACACAAUUGAAGAAUUAGAACCACUACUGUCUCCUCUGAAAGACCAAGCUUCACAAGAUGGAUUUACAGGACCAAUUUUCAACUAUUUUACAUAUAGGAUCCAACAAAACCUGCAUGUUGUCUUAAUUAUGGAUUCCUCUAAUUUAAACUUCACAAUAAACUGUGAAAGUAAUCCAGCUCUACAUAAGAAAUGUCAGGUGCUAUGGAUGGAAAGCUGGUCCGAAAGCAGUAUGAAGAAAAUACCUGAAAUGUUGUUUACUGAUUCAGAUGAGCAACAAAAGACUGACAGAGCACACACAGAACCCAAGAAAAUAUAUUCUGGUGAUUCUGAUUUUUUUAAGUCAUUUUUGCCAAUCCAUGAGUCAUGCAAAACAUAUGGAGCAACUCCUAGCAGAUAUAUGACUUUUCUACGUAUGUAUAGUACCAUCAAUAGCAGCAAAAGAGCAGAGUUGAUAAAAAGGCAAAACCAUUUGCAGGCAGGAGUGUCUAAACUGAAUGAGGCCAAAGCCCUUGUCGAUGAACUAAACAGAAAAGCUGGAGAACAAAGUGUAUUGCUCAAAACUAAGCAAGAUGAGGCUGAUGCUGCCCUCCAGGAAAUAACAGUGUCUAUGCAGAAUGCAAGUGAGCAAAAAACGGAAAUGGAAAAAAUAAAGCACAAAAUAGCAGAAGAAGCUGCAGAAAUCGAAGAAAGGAAAAGACAAAUUGAUGAUGAACUAAAAGAGGUUCAGCCGCUGGUUAAUGAAGCUAAAUUGGCGGUUGGAAAUAUAAAGCCUGAGUCUUUGUCAGAAAUCCGGUCACUACGAGUACCCCCAGAUAUAAUCAGAGACAUACUAGAGGGUGUUUUACGACUAAUGGGGAUUUUUGAUACAUCAUGGGUAAGCAUGAAGAGUUUCCUUGCCAAAAGAGGAGUGAGAGAAGAUAUUGCAACCUUUGAUGCCCGUUACAUUCCAAAGGAAAUAAGAGAGAGCGUAGAAGAGCUCCUAUCCAAAAACAAGGCGUCUUUUGAUCCAAAGAAUGCUAAACGAGCCAGUGCUGCAGCUGCUCCAUUAGCAGCCUGGGUUAAGGCCAAUGUCCAGUAUUCCUAUGUCCUGGAACGAAUUCAACCUCUGGAAAAAGAACAGGCAGGAUUGCAGGCGAACCUAAAGAAAACUGAAGACAGAAAACAAAAACUGGAAGAUCUGCUUAACUCUGUUGGUCAGAAAGUAUCGGAACUGAAAGAUAAAUUCCAAAGUAGAACAACAGAAGCAGCCAAACUUGAAGCAGAACUAGCUAAAGCACAAAAAACACUAAAAGCUGCAGAAGUACUAAUUAAUCAGCUUGACAGGGAGCACAAGAGAUGGAACAUACAGGUUGCAGAGAUAACUGAUGAACUAAGUACUCUACCUAAAAGAGCUCAGUUGGCUGCUGCUUUUAUUACCUAUCUUUCUGCUGCUCCAGAGGAUCAACGAAAAGCCAGCCUGGAUGAAUGGACAAAAUCAGCUGGUCUUGAAAAAUUUGAUUUAAGGCGGUUCCUAUGUACGGAGAGUGAAGAACUAAUUUGGAAGAGUGAAGGUUUGCCCUCAGAUGAUCUUUCCAUAGAAAAUGCUCUUGUGAUUUUGCAGAGUCAGAUUUGUCCGUUUUUGAUAGAUCCUUCUUCCAGAGCUACAGAAUGGUUGAAGACGCACUUGAAAGAAUUACGUUUGGAAGUUAUUAAUCAGCAGGAUACAAACAUCAUUACUGUUCUUGAGCUAGCAGUGAGAUUUGGGAAAACACUCAUUAUACAGGAGAUGGAUGGAGUAGAACCUGUUCUUUAUCCACUGCUAAGAAAAGAUCUUGUUGCUCAAGGACCACGAUAUGCUGUACAAAUAGGGGACAAAAUGAUUGAUUAUAAUGAAGAAUUUCGUCUGUUUCUUUCAACACGAAAUCCAAACCCCUUAAUUCCACCUGAUGCAGCUUCUAUUGUUGCUGAAAUUAACUUUACUACAACGAGAAGUGGUUUAAGAGGACAGCUUUUAGCUUUAACUAUCCAGCAUGAAAAACCAGAUUUGGAAGAACAGAAGACAAAACUACUGCAACAUGAAGAGGAUAAGAAGAUACAGUUAGCUAAACUUGAGGAAUCCCUUUUGGAGACUCUUGCAACAUCACAAGGCAAUAUACUUGAAAAUAAGGAUCUAAUUGAAUCUUUGAAUCAGACUAAAGCAAGUAGUGCACUCAUCCAAGAGUCACUUUCUGAGUCUCACAGACUUCAGAGCUUCCUUGAUCAGGAGAGGGAUGCCUACCUUCCUCUAGCUGAGAGUGCCAGCAAGAUGUACUUUAUUAUCUCUGACUUGUCCAAAAUUAAUAAUAUGUACCGUUUUAGUUUGGCUGCCUUCCUACGGCUUUUCCAAAGGGCCUUGCAAAACAAACAGGAGUCAGAAAGUACUGAAGAAAGAAUCAAGUCUCUUAUUAGCUCCUUAACACACAUGGUGUAUGAAUAUGUCUGCCGCUGCUUGUUUAAGGCUGAUCAACUAAUGUUUGCUCUCCAUUUUGUACGAGGAAUGCACCCUGAACUUUUCCAAGAUAAUGAAUGGGAUACUUUCACUGGUGUAAUCAUUGGAGAUACUUUAAGAAAAUCAGAUUCACAAAGAAAUAUUCGUGACCAGAUUCCCUCUUGGAUAGAACAGGAACGAGCUUGGGCAGUAGCAUCUCUGAAGAUCUCAUUUCCAGCACUGUAUCAAACACUCAGCUUUGAAGAUGCAGAUCUGUGGCGAACUUUCUCUCAGAGCUCUGUAUGUGAACAAGAUUUCCCAACUUGUAUGGCAAAGAAAAUUUCCCUAUUUCAACAGGUCCUGGUGGUCCAGGCUGUCAGACCAGACCGACUUCAGAGCGCAAUGGCUCUUUUUGCAUGUAGAACCCUAGGAAUUAAAGAGUUAUCCCCACCCCCUCUGAAUCUGAAACGUCUAUACAAAGAAACAUUGGAAAUUGAGCCUAUUUUGAUCGUUAUUUCUCCUGGUGCUGAUCCUUCUCAAGAACUACAGGAACUUGCCAGUGUUGAAAGAAAUGCUGAAUGCUACCACCAGGUUGCCAUGGGUCAGGGCCAAGCUGAUUUAGCCAUUCAGACACUCAAGGAAUGCGCACGAAGUGGAGAAUGGCUGUGUUUGAAGAACUUGCAUCUUGUCGUAUCUUGGCUUCCUAAACUGGAAAAGGAACUGAAUAGUCUUCAACCCAAACCUGACUUCCGCCUUUGGCUAACUGCUGAAGUUCAUCCACAUUUUACUCCAAAUUUACUUCAGUCAAGUUUAAAGAUAGCAUAUGAGGCACCUCCAGGCUUAAAGAAGAAUUUAAUGCGAACCUAUGAAUCUUGGACUCCAGAGCAGAUUAGCAAAAAGGGAAAUUUGUCUCGAGCUCAUGCUCUGUUUAGUUUGGCCUGGUUUCAUGCUGUAUGUCAAGAAAGAAGGAAUUACAUCCCUCAGGGUUGGACCAAGUUUUAUGAAUUUUCUUUAUCUGAUCUCCGUGCAGGGUAUGACAUUAUUGACAGGCUCUUUGAUGGUGCCAAAAAUUUUCAGUGGGAGUUUGUGCAUGGUUUGUUUGAAAAUGCCAUUUAUGGAGGCCGCAUAGAUAAUUACUUUGAUAUGAGAGUCCUUCGGUCCUAUUUGGAACAGCUUUUCAAUUCCACCAUCAUUGGUGGUUUGCAUCUCAGGGGCAAGAAGAUGACCAGAUUCCCAUGUUCCAUCUCUCUACCCAAUUCUUGCAGCAUUUUGGAUUACCGUGAUACUAUUGAAAGCCUUCCAGAAGAUGAUAAACCUGAUUUUUUUGGCCUGCCUGCCAAUAUUGCACGCUCAUCUCAACGCAUGAUCAGUUCCCAGGUCAUUUCACAGCUUCGGAUCCUGAGCAGGUCAGUAACUGCUGGCUGCAAAUUUGAUAGAGAAAUCUGGUCAAGUGAGCUUUCUCCUGUUCUCAAUCUGUGGAAGAAACUUAAUCAGAAUUCCAACCUGAUUCAUCAGAAGGUGUCUCCUCCCACUGAGCGGCAAGGUUCACCAAUCUUAUCAUUCAUUAUUCUUGAACAAUACAAUGCCAUUCUCCUAGUACAAAGUGUCCAUCAGUCACUUGCAGCUCUCAGUAAAGUCAUCAGAGGUACCUCACUGUUGAGCUCUGAAGUACAAAGACUAGCAAGCGCUCUACUAAACCAAAAGUGUCCCCUCACAUGGCAGAACAAGUGGGAAGGUCCAGAAGAUCCUCUACAGUAUCUCAGAGGUCUUGUGUCUCGAGCACUUGCUAUCCAGAAUUGGGUAGAUAAAGCAGAAAAACAGACACUCCUGUCAGACACCUUGGACCUCUCAGAGCUCUUCCAUCCUGAUACAUUUCUUAAUGCUUUACGCCAAGAGACUGCAAGGGUAAUGGGCUUCUCAGUGGACAGCCUUAAAUUUACAGCAUCUUGGAAAGGUCGAAUCCAAGAAGCAAAACUUCAGGUUAAGAUCAGCGGCCUGCAACUGGAAGGUUGCAGUUUUGAUGGAAAUCGGCUUUCAGAAAAUCAGCAUGACUCUCCCAGCGUGUCAUCAGUGCUUCCUUGUUACAUGGCCUGGAUUGCGCAGGAUGCGUAUGGUCCAUAUUCUCCAGAGGAAUGCAUAUCCCUGCCAGUCUACACUAGUGCUGAAAGAGACCGGGUGAUGACAAAUAUUGAUGUCCCAUGUGGACAAAACCAAGACCAAUGGAUCCAAAGUGGAGCUGCAUUAUUUUUAAAAAAUCAGUAAGAUAUAACUGAAUUUGUUAUUUUAAUUUGUUCUUGCAGCUAAUAAUCUCUUAAAUAUCUGAACUGUUUAUUGUAAGAUAGUCAGGUUUUACUAUAUACAUAUCAUUAAUUCUAAAACAAUGCUACAUAAAUAUUUGUGUUUUAUAUACCAUAAAAUUGUAAAACAAAUGUAUUUGAAUUAGAAUAAACUGCUGUUUUGUGGGCUAGUAUAAGAAUUAACCACAAUGCUCCUGUACCAAACACACCAGAGGGCAAUUUCUCAGAUUCUGACAUGAUCUAUUGCCUAUUCUGAUUUUUUUGCAUUUUGUGUUUUGAUUAUUGCAAACCCAUAGAAGUUAAAUAUAAAUGCAAGUCAAAAUGUUUCCUCUGAUCUGUUUAUUAUAUUUGUGUUCUGUUUGUACUAUUAUAUUUUUUAUAAGACUACACUAAUUUAAUAAAAGUAGUC
Alligator sinensis (Chinese alligator) is the source of this 13185-nucleotide messenger RNA. It is a transcript of the gene DYNC2H1, whose product is annotated as dynein cytoplasmic 2 heavy chain 1. The transcript has 89 exons. Gene Ontology annotation, molecular function: ATP binding; dynein intermediate chain binding; ATP hydrolysis activity. The record is from RefSeq and is a predicted model, not a curated record. Gene Ontology annotation, biological process: microtubule-based movement. Lineage: Eukaryota; Metazoa; Chordata; Crocodylia; Alligatoridae. Gene Ontology annotation, cellular component: dynein complex.